CACGCACGCUUCGCCCCGCCUCUUCCCUCUCCCCCGGCCCAAUGGCAGCCGGGGUGGGGCUUCCUGUCAUGGCAGCUCCCGGACCGCGGCCUUGAACCCCUCACGGCCCCUCACGGCCGCCGCCGCCGCUUUUCUCGCCAUGGGCACCGUGCACGCACGGAGUUUGGAGCCUCUUCCAAUGGGUGGGCCAGACUUUGGUGCCCUGGGAGAGGAAGCUGAACUGGUUGAAGUUGAACCUGAGGCCAAGCAGGAAAUUCUCGAAAACAAAGAUGUGGUGGUUCAGCAUGUGCACUUCGAUGGACUUGGAAGGACCAAAGAUGACAUUAUCAUGUAUGAAAUCUCUGAUGUUUUCAAGGCUAAAAAUCUCAUUGAUGUGAUGAGAAAAUCGCAUGAAGCUCGUGAAAAGUUGCUUCGUCUAGGAAUCUUUAGACAGGUAGAGGUUCUGAUUGAUACCUGUCAAGGAGAUGACGCCCUUCCAAAUGGUUUAGAUGUAACCUUUGAGGUAACAGAAUUGAGAAGACUAACCGGAAGCUAUAAUACUAUGGUUGGCAACAAUGAAGGCAGUAUGGUACUUGGGCUCAAGUUCCCAAAUCUUUUUGGACGUGCAGAAAAGGUAACCUUCCAGUUCUCCUAUGGAACAAAGGAAACUUCAUAUGGCCUGUCAUUCUUCAAACCACAGCCUGGAAAAUUUGAAAGAAAUUUUUCAGUUAACCUGUAUAAAGUAACUGGACAGUUCCCUUGGAGCUCUCUUCGUGAAACUGAUAGAGGAAUAUCAACAGAAUUUAAUUUUCCCAUCUGGAAGACCAAUCACACACUGAAGUGGGAGGGUGUGUGGAGAGAGCUUGGCUGCCUUGCUAGAACAGCAUCCUUUUCUGUUCGAGAAGAAAGUGGACACUCUCUUAAAUCUUCUCUCUCUCACGCUAUGGUAAUUGAUUCCCGGAACUCUUCAAUCUUGCCAAGACGAGGUGCUUUACUAAAAAUUAAUCAGGAGUUGGCUGGCUAUACAGGUGGAGACGUGAGCUUUCUAAAAGAGGAUUUUGAAUUUCAGCUGAAUAAGCAACUUCUCUGGGAUUCGGUUUUUUCAGCAUCACUUUGGGGUGGAAUGCUAGUACCUAUUGGAGACAAGCCAUCCAGUAUAGCUGAUAGGUUUUACCUUGGUGGACCAACAAGCGUGCGUGGAUUCAGUAUGUACAGCAUUGGACCCCAGAGUGAAGGUGAUUACUUGGGAGGAGAAGCCUACUGGGCUGGAGGCUUGCAUCUAUACACCCCUCUCCCCUUCCGGCCAGGCCGAGGAGGGUUUGGAGACCUUUUCCGAACACAUUUUUUCCUUAAUGCUGGAAACCUCUGCAAUCUUAACUAUGGUGAUGGUCCCAGAGCUCACCUGCAGAAGCUGGCAGAGUAUAUCCGAUGGUCUUACGGUGCUGGAAUAGUGCUCCGACUUGGAAACAUUGCUAGAUUAGAACUGAACUACUGUUUCCCUAUGGGAGUACAAUCUGGUGACAGGAUAUGUGAUGGUGUUCAGUUUGGAGCAGGAAUCAGAUUUCUAUAAUAUGGAAACAUUUUACAUCAGUAUAUGAAAUUGUGCUCUGUAAUUGAAAUCAAGACUAAUACAGCUCGAUACGGUCUAACUUUUUUCUUGAAAUACAGAUACACAUCUGAGUGAUUUACAUCUCAGACUCCACAGGAAACUACAUUAAAGAAUUAUGUUCUAAA
This is a messenger RNA of Aquila chrysaetos chrysaetos, 1713 nucleotides long. RefSeq names its product SAMM50 sorting and assembly machinery component (gene SAMM50). Gene Ontology annotation, cellular component: outer membrane; SAM complex. NCBI's taxonomy places the organism in Eukaryota, Metazoa, Chordata, Aves, Accipitriformes, Accipitridae. The record is from RefSeq and is a predicted model, not a curated record. Gene Ontology annotation, biological process: mitochondrial respiratory chain complex assembly; protein insertion into mitochondrial outer membrane.